This is a messenger RNA of Metarhizium album ARSEF 1941, 324 nucleotides long. RefSeq lists its product as uncharacterized. Bases 1 to 324 code for a protein of 107 amino acids. The transcript is spliced from 2 exons. Lineage: Eukaryota; Fungi; Ascomycota; Sordariomycetes; Hypocreales; Clavicipitaceae. The record is from RefSeq and is a predicted model, not a curated record.
AUGUCCCCAGCAAAGGAGCCGGCCCCCAACGAAGGGAGCAACGGCGAAUCCCCAGACUUGGCUCAGGUAUCGUCAACGCCUCUCUCUCUCCCCUCCCCCCCCUCCAACAUGCCCAGUCACCCCCAGCGGACCGAGCUAGAUGCUAACCCGGACCAGGCAUACCGCGAACUGGCAAAGGGCGAGCAGGCCGCCACAGCGCUGGAGGCGAACCUGACCAAUCUCGAGUCCAAGCUCGAUGCCAUGCUCUUGGCCUUGGAAGACAAGGCCGGCGGUGGUGGUGAAGAAUGCAAGGAGGCACGGGCGUGCCAGGACAAUGGCUCCUAG